Molecule: messenger RNA, 6321 nt
Organism: Fusarium vanettenii 77-13-4
Lineage: Eukaryota; Fungi; Ascomycota; Sordariomycetes; Hypocreales; Nectriaceae
Exons: 6
Coding region: 1-6321 (2106 amino acids)
Biological process (GO): fatty acid biosynthetic process; secondary metabolite biosynthetic process
Molecular function (GO): 3-oxoacyl-[acyl-carrier-protein] synthase activity; phosphopantetheine binding; fatty acid synthase activity
Source: RefSeq, a predicted model, not a curated record
AUGAAAAACUGCAAAAUACUCCUGUUUGGAGAUCUGUCUGUCCCUUUCGAGGGACAGCUCCAAGCACUUUUGCACGUUCACGACAACCCCUUGCUCACCUCCUUUUUGGAACAAGCUGGAGCCAAAAUCAGAGAUGAGAUUGGGCUUUUGACUACACAGCAGCAGAGCCUCUUUCCUCGCUUCACCACGCUGAUCGACUUGGUUUCGAAGCUUGGUGAAACAGAGGGCACGCCAGUCUUGAGGUUCUGCCUCCUCCCGGUCUGUCAGAUAGGGCAGUUCAUAAAUUACUAUGGCCGCAAUGGGCGUCAGUAUCCAUCGCCUGAUGAAGCCUAUUGUCUUGGCAUUUGCGCCGGGGCAUUCUCUGCAGCGGCGGUCAGUUCAUCGUCAUCUCUCUCAGAGCUGGUCAACAUAGCCAGCGAAACAGUCAUUAUUGCAUUUAGAACAGCGCUUCAUUCAUUCAGCAUCAAGACCGAUACAGUUGGCAACAACGAGGAGCAUGAGAGGAGUUGGUCAGUCAUCAUUCCAGGGGAGGAGAAGGAGAUUCAGGAGAAGUUAGAUCGAUGGGGGGCAUCGGGAAAUCUACACGACCUUUGGAGACCUUAUAUCAGUGCUACAGCACCCAACAACAUCACCUUGAGUGGCCCACCAAGAGUCCUUCAGGGGUUCAUCACAAGUCAGCAACUCAAAUCCCACGAACUUCCUAUUCACUCGCCAUACCAUGCCCCACAUCUCUUUGAUGAAUCUGCUCUCGGGGAGAUUUCCAAGGAUGUGUCUUGCAAUAACGUCUCCUUUUUCCCUCUUAUUUCAGCUUCCACUGGAGACUUGACCGCAUCAGACGGUUACAGGAACACAAUCACGACCGUGAUCAAGGACACUCUUAUCAAUCAGGUGAGGUGGAACUCGAUUCUGAAAGAGACGAUAGGAAGACUUCAAGAGACUGGCUUUGAAAGCUGCAGCAUCCUUCCCUUUUCCAGCAACGCCUCUCAGCUUCUCUCCACAGCUCUCAACCGCGCCAAUCUCAACGUGCAAGUUGAGCAGGUUCCUGAAGUUACCAAGUCAUACUCAACCCAUGGCCACUUUUCAGACUCAAAGAUUGCCAUAAUUGGUUACUCUGGCCGCUUUCCCGACUCUGCCUCCAACGAAGCAUUCUGGGAACUGCUGAGAGCUGGCAAGGAUGUCCACCGCGAGGUUCCAGAGGAUCGCUUCAACUGGAAAACACAUUACGAUCCUACGGGAAAAACCAAGAACACCAGUCGUGUCAAGUAUGGAUGCUGGAUCGAGGAGCCAGGACUCUUUGAUGCCCGAUUCUUCAACAUUUCACCUCGUGAAGCCGAGAAUACGGACCCAGCGCAGCGAUUGGCCAUCACGACGGUCUACGAGGCAAUGGAAAUGGCUGGAAUGGUCCCCAACAGAACGCCAUCUACACAGCAAGACCGUAUCGGCUGCUUCUUUGGAACAACGAGUGACGACUGGAGAGAAGUCAACAGCGGACAAGAUGUCGAUACAUACUUCAUCCCCGGAGGUAACCGCGCCUUUGUUCCAGGACGUAUCAGUUACUUCUUCAGGUUCUCGGGUCCAAGUCUCAGUAUGGAUACUGCGUGCUCGUCUAGUUUCGCUGCUAUCCAAACAGCUUGUGCAUACCUUUGGAGGGGAGAGUGCGACACUGCUGUGGCUGGUGGUACCAAUGUCCUCACUAACCCUGACAACUUUGUGGGACUUGACCGAGGACAUUUCUUGUCGACAACCGGCAACUGCAACGCCUUUGACGACGGAGCCAGUGGUUACUGUCGAGCAGAUGCCGUCGGCUCUGUCAUUCUCAAGCGCCUUGAAGACGCCGAGAUGGAUAAUGACCCCAUCUUCGGCAUCAUCUCAGGGGCAACCACCAACCACUGUGGCCAAACAGACAGCAUCACUCGUCCCCACGAAGGUGACCAGACAUCUGUCUUCAAGCGCAUCAUCCGCCAUGCUGGAGUGAACCCUCUUGAUGUGAGCUACGUCGAAAUGCACGGUACUGGCACCCAGGCCGGAGACGCCACAGAGAUGAACUCGGUGCUAUCCGUCUUUGUUCCAGGGCAUCAACGCAUGCCUCGUCACCCCUUAUAUCUCGGCUCAGCAAAGGCAAACAUAGGCCACGCUGAAUCUGCUUCUGGAGUCUCUUCUCUCAUCAAGGUGCUCAUGAUGAUGAAGCACAGCGAGAUCCCCCCACACUGUGGUAUCAAAACCAAGAUCAACCACAACUACCCCCUCGACCUCAAAGACCGCAACGUAAACAUCGCGUCUAGACCUACCCCAUGGCUUAGAAACGACGCCCCGUGCGGGAAGAGACUAGCCUUCUUGAACAACUUUAGUGCAGCUGGUGGUAACACGGCUGUGCUACUCGAGGACGCACCUCUGCCAAGAGAUCUGCAGGCCGACCCCCGAACUUUUCAUCUUGUGGCUGUUUCUUCAAAGACGGCCAAGUCUCUCAGGGGAAACAUUGAGGCGUUGAUUUCUCAUCUUGAGACGUCGAGGCAUGUCUCGGUCUCUAGCAUUGCAUACACAACCACUGCGAGGCGGAUGCAUCAUGGGUAUCGCAUCACUGCUAUUGGCUCCGACAUAACCUCAAUCGCUCAGUCUCUGAGGUCAAAGAUUGAUAAUUUAGACUCAAAGCCAAUCCCACCAGUUGCCAGGGUUCCCAAUGUAGCAUUCAUGUUUACCGGCCAAGGGUCCUUCUACGUCGGACUGGGAAGAGAACUCUACCUUCACGUGUCCUCUUUCCGAGACGACAUGACACGAUUCGAGAAGAUGGCUAUUCGUCAAGGCUUUCCCAGUUUCCUUGAUGUCGUCCACGGCUCGCAAGCCACCGAGUCGCCUGACCCGGUUGUCUCUCAGCUCGCCAUUACCUGCCUCCAGAUGGCCCUCUCAAGACUGUGGAUUUCUUGGGGUGUGAAGCCGAGCUUCGUCAUUGGACACAGUCUGGGCGAAUAUGCUGCUCUCUUUGCAGCCAAUGUCUUAUCCGCCAGUGACACCAUCUUCUUGGUGGGUACACGGGCGAGGUUACUCACACGGCAUUGCAAGCCUGGCACCCAUUCGAUGCUGGCUGUCAAGGCAUCUGUGGAUGUCAUCCGACCUCUGAUUGAAAACUUCAAGGCCGAAAUCGCUUGUUUGAAUCAACCUACUGGAGUGGUUGUGAGCGCCGAGGUUGAAGAGAUCAGUCAGUUGACCCAGGUCUUCAAGACCAACGGGCUAACUACGACACAACUUGAUGUCCCCUUCGCUUUCCACUCGGCGCAAGUCGAGCCCAUACUGGAAGAGUUUGAAUCAAAAGCACAGGCAGUGAGGUUCUACUCCCCAUCUAUUCCAUAUGUCUCCCCCCUACAAUCAGAGGUCAUCUCCAAGGGGUGUGUUCUGAACGGCGCGUACCUUGCCAAGGCAUGCCGUCACACAGUCAACUUCCAGGCCGCAUUGGAAGCAGCCACAAACAGUGGAAUAUGCAGCGAAAAGACCAUCUGGUUGGAGGUUGGCCCCCAUCCAGCGUGUUCCGGCAUGGUCAAGGGGACCCUGGGCAGCAAUUCCGCUACUACAUCGACACUCCGAAAAGACACAGACACAUGGAAGGUCCUAUCUACGACCCUUGAACAGCUUCAUCUAGCCGGUAUUCAGAUCGACUGGAAUGAGUACCACCGAGGCUUUGAAAAGUUCAACCGCGUGCUUGAGCUGCCGAGGUACAGCUGGGACCUGAAGAACUACUGGAUCAUGUAUCGGAACGAUUUUUGUCUCACCAAGGGCGAGGGUACACAACCUGCAACUGCGGUCUCGGAUGUUCCAAAGCCCAUCAAGUACAUCUCCCCUUCUCUUCAGAGGAUUAUCGAGGAAGAACACAGCAACGAAUCUUCGUCGAUUCUGGUCGAGUCGGAGGUUCAUGACCCGAAACUCGUGUCCGUUUUUACGGGCCAUCGGGUCAAUGGUGCACAACUAUGUCCUUCUUCACUCUGGGGUGAUAUUGCGAUGCAGCUCACCCACUACAUGAUGGAGAAGCGAUCAUUGUCAACGAAGAACACAGGAAUGGACGUCACCAGAAUGCAGAUACAAAAGUCGCUCAUCCUCAGCCCAGAUCUCAGUUCCCAACUGUUCAGGGUAUCAGCAGUAGCAACAUGGUCUACCAGCUCAAUCAAGUUUUCCAUAUUCAGCGUCAACAACCAAGGGGUUAAGGCCGUGGACCACGCCACCUGCACUGUCAAUAUUUCUCCCGCCAAGAUUUGGACCAGCGAGUGGAAUAGAAACGCCUAUCUCAUCCAGAGCAGAGUCGAGGCUCUCCGAAAGUCUGUGGAGCAUGGCGAAGCCCAUCGGAUGAAGCGAGCCAUUGUCUACAGGCUCUUUGCCAACAUUGUGGAAUACGACCCCGAAUACCAAGGAAUGAGAGAAGUGAUCCUCAACAGCGAGGAUCUCGAGGCCGUUUCAACAGUCAAGUUUGAAGUGGAUGACCAAGGCUUCUACUUUAACCCAAAGUGGAUGGACAGUCUUGGCGGAGUUGCCGGCUUCAUCAUGAACGGCAAUGACAGCCCUCAUCCAAAGGCUGAAGUGUUCAUCAAUCAUGGAUGGGAUGGCUUCAAGUGCAUCUCGAGAUUUCAGCCUGGGAAAACAUAUCACAGCUACAACAGAAUGCAGCUUCGUGAGGGCACGCUGUAUGCGGGGGAUACCUACAUCUUUGAUGGAGAUGAGAUUGUUGCCGUGAUACAGCAGAUUCAGUUCUUGGGGGUUCCACGUCGAGCUUUGGAUGGCUUGAAGCCCAUGUCCAAGUCAAGUCAGAGACCAGCAGCACCAUCCAGGAGUACAGCACAAACUGUCCCAACUCCAAAGCUGGUGGAAAAGAAGCUCUUCCCAUCUUCGAUACCUCCACAAUCCGCCCCAUCUGCCUCUAGUGGAGUCUGGCCGGGGAUACUAGGCAUUAUUUCAGAAGAGGUCGGCGUUAGCAUCGGCGAUCUCAAGCCUGACACAGAAUUUGUGGAACUCGGUCUCGACUCCCUCCUGUCCCUCACGAUCACGGGUCGUAUACGCGAUGAGUUGAAUCUAGACCUUCCUUCUACCAUCUUCGCCGAGUGCCCUUCAGUCCGAGACCUUCAGCAACUGCAUGGAUCUGAUGCUGCACCAUCAUCGACAGUCACCGACGUGAGCGAUGAGGAGAAGUCGGGCACAUCAACACCAGACACUUCCCUAGCUUCAGAGCCCGAGGCUUUGGAUCAUGUCCAUAUUCUCCGCUCCACAAUAUCUGAAGAAACCGGUAUCAAGUUGCAAGAUCUCUCGCCUUCAACUCGCCUGGAUGAGAUCGGCGUCGACUCACUCCUGGCCUUGACGACUAUGGGCAGGUUGAGUGAGAUAUUCGAAGUUGAACUUCCAUCCUCUCUUUUUGCAGACAAUGAGACUCUUUUGGAAGUUGAGAAGGCCAUCGCUACAGCUCUAGGGUUGGAUACAAAACCAACACGAGUUACAGCCCCUGAAUCACUGCCUUCUCCAACCACGAGCGAUCCAGUGGUUCGUGAUACACCUCACGCGACUUCCAUUCUGCUUCAGGGGUCGGCCAGCUCCGCCACUUCAACUGUUUUCAUGUUCCCAGACGGAUCGGGUUCCGCAUCUUCAUAUGCUACUCUCGCUCGCAUUGACCCGAGGGUGGCCAUCUACGGACUCAACUGUCCCUGGCGCACAACUCCCCAGGACAUGGCCCGGUCUGGAUGCACCCUUGUCCAACUCUCGGCCAAGUACCUGACCGAAAUCCGACGCCGACAGCCAAAGGGCCCGUACAACCUCGGCGGAUGGAGCGCGGGGGGCAUCUGCGCCUUCGAGGCGGCCAGACAACUCGUUGCCGCUGGGGACACAGUCGAGAACCUGAUCCUCAUCGACUCACCGAACCCAAUCGGGCUGCAGAACCCGCCGGCGCGCAUGUACGACUUUUUCCAGCAGCUCGGCAUCUUUGGGUCUGGGGGCAAUGUGCCCAAGUGGUUGCGCCCGCACUUUGACGCCUUUAUCGGCAUGCUCGACGACUACGAGCCAGUCCCGUGGCCAAAGGGCUCAGGCGAGGCCCCCAAGACCUUGAUGCUGUAUGCAAAGGACGGCGUCUGCAGUGAUCCAGACGGCCCCAGGCCCGAGAUCCGCCCUGAUGAUCCGCGCGAGAUGAUCUGGCUGCUCAACGACCGGACUGACUUUUCCGCCAACGGCUGGGCAUCGUUGCUGGGGAGGAGUCGCAUCACGGUGGAGGUUCUGGAGGGAGUCCACCACUUUAGCAUGAUGGAUGCAGGGAGGCAGAUGGAUAAGAUGGGAGAGCACAUCAGGAAGGCGGUUUUAUAA